Pyricularia grisea is the source of this 2435-nucleotide messenger RNA. RefSeq lists its product as uncharacterized. NCBI's taxonomy places the organism in Eukaryota, Fungi, Ascomycota, Sordariomycetes, Magnaporthales, Pyriculariaceae. Gene Ontology annotation, biological process: mitochondrial fission. Bases 147 to 1037 code for a protein of 296 amino acids. Gene Ontology annotation, cellular component: mitochondrion. The record is from RefSeq and is a predicted model, not a curated record. The transcript is spliced from 3 exons.
UAGACGGGAGCUCUCUAACUGUUCCGACUACUCCGCGAUUAUAUGCGACUAGACAGCUCUCUCAUCACCACCCCGCGAGUUUACCACAUUAUAAAGUCGUUCGACAUUUGGAUCUUCAAACCUAACUUGAAAUCAAACUCAACAAAAUGUGGUGGUCGAACAGCAACAAAGAGCCCGAAAAGUCCCCCAAAUCGGAGGUGGCAUCAUCUUCAUCUAAAGACACAGCUCCGACCAAAGAUGGAUCGAGCAAGGCUUUCGAUCCAAACUCACUCCCGGAAAGGCAAAAGCUCAAGCCGUCCCUACAAAAGAUUGUAGAUCAAGCCGACAGGGAAGACAACUUUUACGACCAGCUUGUGGAUGGCUAUGCUCCAGAAUCAACGGAAUCGAACGUUCGAUAUGCAGGAUAUGCUGCGCGCCUGCGCACCAUCAUGUUGUCGGCUCAUCGCUAUGUUGCGUACACCUCAGAUAUUGGCGAAUCUUUCAGGCCUGUAGCCCACCCUUACCUCGUCAAAGGCGCUUACGGCGUCUCGUGGCUCUACAUUCUUGGAGACGUCAGCCACGAGGGCUACAAGGCGUACUGGCAAAAUCAGCGGACGCGCAACCCACAGAUCGCCUUGACAGCUCAUCAGCAGAGGAUACUAGGAUCGGAUGCCACCUCCGCAUCUCCAACCAAUCUUGAGCCUGGUGUAGUCACACCUCUAGAGGACUAUCGCACAGUAAUGGCCCAGCGAGCUAUCUUUCAGAGCUUGGCGAGUAUGGGCUUGCCGGCUUUCACCAUCCACAGCGUGGUAAGGUAUUCCGGUCGAGCCUUGAAGGAGGUCAAAAACAAGAACAUUAGGACAUGGGCCCCCAUCGGUCUUGGAUUAGCCGUUGUUCCAUUCCUGCCAUCGUUGUUCGACAAACCUGUAGAGGAUGCGGUAGAGUGGACCUUCCACAAGGCAUUUGCGACUGUUGGCGGCAAACAGACUGUUGGAGAUGCCCCUGCUACGGGCAGGGAACGGCAACUGACCGAGAAGGUAAAGGAGAAGGAGCUCUAGAUGUAGGUUCUACAGGGUGUAUGAUGAACGGUGUGUCGAACUUUGAUGCUCUGCAUUUGACAAGUACAUAUAUACCCGCUUGUUGAUGAUAUAUAGCUACGCUACUCAAAAUUAAAUAAUAUGAAAAGAAACCGUGACCGACGCCUCGCCAAUGCAGCUCAAAACAGAUGAUAAAAGUCUCAGAAAAUGAAAUGGACAAGGAACAAUGAAGCGAAACCUCGUUCACAUUUCUAUAAGUUCUUGAGGCGGCCCAACGCCACGAAGAAGAACAAUUGUGUUCCCACUUACUAGCGCCGAUCCGACCUUCUCGUUAAACUCCAAUAGCCGACCACCUUCAACGUGGAACACGCGCAGCUUGUCACGCUCCGACUCGGACUGGUUGUUGACGUUUUGUAUUUGCAAACUUUUGGCGGCGGCAUCCAGAACCCGGCCUAUAACCCAGUCCUGGCUGUAGAAGAACUGACCCUUUGACAGCUUGGCAACUGUAGUUUCGGCCUCGGCCUCAACGUACAGGUAUACUCGCUUCUCCGGAGGUACCUUGUCGUCGCCCUUGGCGGUCUUCUUUAGGUUGUUCACAGCAAUCAUACGCUGGGCUGCGCUCGACGGUUUGGGCUUUGGCAGUGCCCGCCCGGCCUCCUCCUUCUUCUUGGUUCCCCAGGCCCUCAGCCGGCUCAAGGCCGAGCGCGCCUUGUCGGCCGCAUUCUCGACGUGGUGCUGCGCCGCGGGGCGUGCGCCGAUGGGCACGAGGUUCUUGCAGUUGUGCUCCUCCUGCAUCCUGUGCUUGAGGCAAUAGUCUCGGUUGCACGUCGAGCAGUGCACCCCGGGGACCAGGCCCGUGCCGAUGGUGGUUUUGCAAUCCGGUGAGGCGCAUGGCUUCUUGGUGACGUUGUCGUUGAGCAUCCUGCCCUCUCCGGCCGUGGGUCGCGUGAGGGCGGCCUUCCGUUUCCUCUCGGCCCAGGCGCCGGCCUUGGCGCACUUGUGGGCCGUCUCGGUGCGGUGGUCACCGCAAUAGUAGUGGCCGCAUGAUUGGCAGAGGAAGGGGAGGAAGUCGAGCUGGUUGCAGUAUUCGGCCUCGCAGUGCUUGCCGAUGAGUUCUACGUUUCCCACCGAGCCCUCUCGGUUGUUCUGCACCAUCUUUACGUAUGAGGUCUCGUCGCUCGUCGGGGGGUUGUUGGAUGAGGAAGAGGCUGCCAUCUUUGCGGCUUUGUCUUCAGGGAGCGACGGAACAUAUAUGGGUGUUUGUAGCGUAGCGAAAGUUGGUAAUCCAAAGUUGUGUGUUGGGGAAUGAGUGGCGUAGUGGGUGGCGGAAUGCGAGAUGCGACUCGGUCUGGUCUAGGUUGAAAACAUACGCAAGGUAAAUAUGUAACAAGGCUACUUAAGGUAUCUAGCAAACUUGUG